CGGCGUGGAGGUUUAUCAGCUUUGCGAUGACUACCGCGAUGUAGUCAAGGAGGGCCAACAAGAUUUCAAGAGACUGGGAGACGGGAUCAGGGGUAUUGACCAACAACUGAAGGAAAUACAAAGCCUUGCUGCACAGGGCGAUGAGAACAACAACCCACAAUACCCUAGGCUCCUUGAAUGGACAAAAAAUGAAAGCUUAGAAAGUUAUACCAGGACCUUGGAGGAGCUGAAGGAAGGGUUAGAUGUCCUAGAAGGGAGGAAAUCCUCGGGAAAGUUGGUUGGGCCUUUUCAUGAGCCCAAGGUGGAGCGUUACCUGGGCUUGAUCGAAGAGCAGAGAUUAAAACUUCAGCUCUUGUUACGCCCAGCUAAAACGUAGGUUAUCCAUUCUGUACCCUGAGAAUCCAGCCUCUCCACCGCCCCAUUUUUUUUUCGGUCGCAAGGCUAACCAGUUGCUCAGGGAGACGGUGGCAAAGGUAUCGCGAAAAAUAGAUGGUACUUGAUUAAAAUAUUCCUAACCCUGUUGGUUGAUUUAAUUGCUAAUAUCACAUAUUUCUAAAACCCAGAGGAGGAAUGGGGGGGAAUGUUGCGCUGGCUUAAAGUUGUCGAUCCUAGCGCCGAUUUUUCAUCUGCACUAGCUGUUCGUGAACCUGGUACGGGGAGUUGGUUUCUCAAGGGACAUGAGUAUAUCGAUUGGAAGGAAGGCAGAGGGAGUGUUCUCUGGCUCCAUGGAAUGCGUAAGUCUGCCUACGAGUGAAACCUUAUACUCUGAAGAAUGUCAUUAAAAUUUGUGCCUUACAGCCGGAUGUGGCAAAAGUGUUCUAAGGUGCGAGCUCAACCGGGUAUCCGGGGUUGUGAUAUUGUUUCCUGAUUGCUAACCCUCUCUUUAGCGCUACUGCUAUUGAAGAUGUCAGACAUCUGUGCAACACGAACGACGAUCACGCAUUGGCCUAUUUCUACUUUACCUUCAGCGACUCGGAAAAGCAGAAUUUGCUCAAUCUGCUUCUAUCCAUCAUUGGCCAGCUACUGGAAGGGAUUUCGGGUCCGGGUUUGCCCGAUGUGGUUGAGGAUCUAUAUUACGGCUCCCGAGUAAAUAGAAAG
Messenger RNA from Tuber aestivum (summer truffle), 1098 nucleotides. The record is from the annotation of a GenBank genome assembly. NCBI's taxonomy places the organism in Eukaryota, Fungi, Ascomycota, Pezizomycetes, Pezizales, Tuberaceae.